Acipenser ruthenus (sterlet) is the source of this 1550-nucleotide messenger RNA. Its product is annotated as alpha-1-antitrypsin-like. Gene Ontology annotation, biological process: negative regulation of endopeptidase activity. Lineage: Eukaryota; Metazoa; Chordata; Actinopteri; Acipenseriformes; Acipenseridae. The record is from RefSeq and is a predicted model, not a curated record. The transcript has 5 exons. Gene Ontology annotation, molecular function: serine-type endopeptidase inhibitor activity. The coding region runs from base 173 to 1462 and encodes 429 amino acids.
GCAAACUAGAGUACAUACAAAGUACAGUAUUGCCGAGAGGUUGCUGACUGGCUAUGCACACAGGUUCCUCUUUCAUAAUCUGUUCAGAUGAGUAUAAAAGAAGAUAAACCAGGAGGAUCAGCCGGGGGCAGUGAAGUAAUACUCAAAGGUAGCCCUUUGUAAGGUAACCAAAAUGGGGGCAACGCUGUAUGUGUGUUUAUUAGCAGCUAUGCUCUGCAGUGCUAUCUCUUGCGACCAGCAUGGUAAGCAUAAAGAUGACCACCAUCACCAUGGUCACCAUCAGCAAGGCCAUGGCCACCAUGGCCACGGCCACGGCCACCACCAUCACCGUGAUGAGAUCCUGUAUCAUAAAAUUGCAGCUGAGAAUGCUGAAUUUGCUUUCAAAUUGUAUAAACAACUGGCCUCCCAGGAAGAUGGGAAAUCAAAAAAUAUCUUCUACUCUCCACUGAGCAUCUCCAUGGCUCUUUCAAUGUUGUCACUGGGUGCGAAGGGUGCAACACACAACCAGAUUUUUGAAGGGCUCGGAUUCAAUAACACGAAGAUCAACGAAACCGAAGUGAAUGAAGCCUUUAAGCAUGUUUUGGAAAUGCUCAACCUGCAGACAGAGCUGGAGCUAUCCACAGGAGGUGCCGUCUAUGUGCAUAAGGGCUUCAAGCCAAUCCCCAAAUUUAUGGAGGACAUUAAACAUUUUUACCACUCAGAGGGCUUCACUGUCAACUUUAAAAACACCAGUGAGACAAUGGACAUAAUAAAUAAGUAUGUGCAGGACAAAACCCAUGGCAAAAUCACUGAGUUAAUCAAAGACCUGAGUCCAGAAAGUGUAAUGCUUCUAGUCAGCUACAUGUUUUUCAAAGGGAAAUGGGAAAAGCCUUUUAACCCUGCAUUCACUCGUAAAGAUAUCUUCCAUGUGAAUGACAAUGAAACAGUUCCAGUUCAGAUGAUGUCCAGAACGGGCAUGUUUGACGUUUUUCAUGAUAAAGAGCUGUCCACUGAUGUACUGAAGCUCCCGUACACUGGAAAUGCCUCGCUGAUGCUCAUCAUGCCUCAGAAAGGAAUGAAACACCUGGAAGAGUCGUGGUGCAGAGAGCAUUUUAAAAAAUGGCACAGAAGUGUAGAAAGAAGACGAUGGCAAGUUAUUCUUCCCAAAUUUUCAAUUUCUGCAACCUAUUCACUUCAAAAUGUACUGUCUGAGAUGGGCAUUACGGAUGUGUUUAGUAACAGAGCAGACCUGUCAGGAAUAAGCGAAGAGGUGAAUCUCAAAGUAUCUAAGAUUGUUCACAAAGCAGCAAUAGAUAUUGAUGAGAAGGGAACCGAGGCAGCGGCAGGUACUGGUGUUGAAAUAAUGCCCAUCUCAAUGCCUCCGACAUUGAAAUUCGACAAGCCUUUCCUGCUUGUGAUUAGCAAUCGCAAUACCAAGAGCAUACUCUUCAUGGGAAAAAUAGCCAAUCCUUCUGAAAAAUAAAACUGUGGUCAUAUUCUGUCGAAGCAUUAAAACUGCAUACUGUUUUUUGUUUCCUGAAGUGAUAUUAAAAACAACAUUGCAGUUGUAA